AUGCCCCUCCUAGACCCCCGCGAAGUGCUGCGGCGGCGUGACAUCCCCAUCCCACCCGCCGCCUCCUUCCACGUUCCCGGUCUGCCCGACCUCCACGCCGAAGCCUCCUCCUCCGCUGUCGCACACCCUUUGCAAAUGUCAGCCGGCUACCUCCCCGCUCGACUCGCCGCAGCCAACAAUGAACCCAAAGACAACGCCCACCUCUUCUUCCUCCUCCUACGAGCACGUCAUGUCCCAGCCAAACGCAAACUCAUCAUCUGGUUCAACGGCGGUCCUGGCUGUUCCUCCUUCGACGGUGCAAUGAUGGAGGUGGGAGCCUGGCGAAUGGACGGCAAAGGUGGUCUCGUCUGGGUCAAAGAUGGAGCUAGUUGGAACGAAUACGCCGACAUCCUCUUCCUCGAUCAGCCCGUCGGGACAGGUUUCAGCUACGUCAACACCAACGCUUACACCACCUCCCUCCCACAAGCAGCAGACGAAGUGGUGACCUUCCUUCAAUCCUUCAUCCAAGUGUUCCCCGAAUACUCUCGCGAUGUAGAGCUCAAAUUCGGAAACCAAGGCAGCGGAGUCGACGUCUAUCUCGCCGGUGAAAGUUUCGCUGGUCAGUACAUCCCCUAUACCGCCAAAGCCAUCGUCAAAUCUCCCUCCCCACCCGUUUCCCUUAAAGGAAUUGCAAUCGGCAACGGCUUUAUCGAUCCCAAAAACCAGUACGGCACCGAACUCGAGACCAUGGUCGCUAAAAACAUCUGGUCCCCUUCCUCUGCCGACUACAAACGUGUCGCUCGCAUCGUCCAAGAUUGUAAAGCUGAACUCGAACGCCUUUCCACCCCAACAACCACUUCGCGAGAAGUGAACAGAUGCGAAGAGAUCCUCCAAAACAUCAUCGCAUCCACCACCACCAAGCUGCCAGGUGCAAAAGAUUACACGUGUAUCAACAUGUACGACGUUCGUCUGAGCGAUACUUCUCCAGCUUGCGGUAUGAACUGGCCUCUGACCUUGUCAGAGAUGUACGAUUAUCUUCGGAGGGACGAUGUUAGAAGGGCGUUGCACGUAGAUGAAGCACGUAAACCGGAAGCUUGGAUCGAGUGUAAUAGUAAUGUUGGUUCUGCUAUGCGGUCGGAUACCACUUCUCCACCCUCGGUCGAGCUUCUACCCGAUCUCCUCGAAAGUGGGCUGAAAGUGCUGUUGUUCGCUGGGGAGGAAGAUCUAAUCUGCAACUCGAUCGGGGUUAAGCGUACAGCUGAAAACCUCAGCUGGGGUGGAAGUAAAGGAUUCGGCGAUCUGCCCGAGCAAGAAUGGAUCGUCAACGGCGCAGUUGCUGGUAGUUGGCGUAGCUCUCGAAACCUGACCUAUGUAGGCGUGAAGGGAGCAAGUCACAUGGUAGGAGUGGACAAACCUGUUGAAAGUCACGAUAUGAUUAUUAGGUUUAUGGAGAUCGAUUAUAUGAAAGUAGCCGGUCCCAAUGCUCUCAUCCCCUCCCGCGUUGGCAACGAACCAGAUCGAGUGCUUAUUACAGGCGGAGGUGGGGGUCUGGCAGCAAUGGGUGGCGAUGGAAGUCCAUUGAUCCCAGGAACGGGAAAGACAGAGGAGAUGGUAGCGGAGGAAGCUAGGUGGAGAGCCUAUUACGAUGCAGGGUCUUUAGCAUUGGUGAUUUUGCUGAUUGCGGUUAGCGUGGGAACGUGGUUGUUGCUCAGGGCGAGAAAGAGGAAAAGGUUGGAGAGAGGGAGGAUAGGGAGGGGGAAUGCCCUCAGCUUGGCUUCUACGGCUGAGUUUGGAGGGGAGAAUGGUGGUGCGUCGGGGGUUGGGGGCGAUCAUGAAUUGGAGAGAUUGGUGGGGGGAGACAAGAGGGAUGAAGAAGAGGAUGAGGUGCAGGAGACGGUGUGGGAUGUUGGAGCGGAGACUGAUAGUGAUAGAGAGGAGAAUGCUGAUGGCCUUGGUCGUGAUGGUCCUCUGCGCUGA
Molecule: messenger RNA, 1956 nt
Organism: Ustilago hordei
Lineage: Eukaryota; Fungi; Basidiomycota; Ustilaginomycetes; Ustilaginales; Ustilaginaceae
Exons: 1
Coding region: 1-1956 (651 amino acids)
Biological process (GO): proteolysis; apoptotic process
Cellular component (GO): trans-Golgi network
Molecular function (GO): serine-type carboxypeptidase activity
Source: RefSeq, a predicted model, not a curated record